This is a messenger RNA of Myotis myotis, 9059 nucleotides long. It is a transcript of the gene BACH2, whose product is annotated as BTB domain and CNC homolog 2. The record is from RefSeq and is a predicted model, not a curated record. Lineage: Eukaryota; Metazoa; Chordata; Mammalia; Chiroptera; Vespertilionidae. Bases 970 to 3501 code for a protein of 843 amino acids. Gene Ontology annotation, molecular function: RNA polymerase II cis-regulatory region sequence-specific DNA binding; DNA-binding transcription factor activity, RNA polymerase II-specific; protein binding. The transcript is spliced from 8 exons. Gene Ontology annotation, biological process: regulation of transcription by RNA polymerase II.
CCAGGCGUACGGCGCCCCAGCGGCCGGGGUGGUGCGCUGCCCGGCUCCCGUAAAGUUAUUGUGAAUGGGGAGCGGUGACGUCAGCGCCCGAAUGUCAACAAUGUAGCGAUUGAGAGUGUGGGCGUUCCGGGGAGAGCGCGAGCCGCGCGCGGAGCAAACAGCGCCGAGCCGCCGCCGCCUCAGCAGCCGCCGCCGCCGCGACCGUGCACGCUCGGGCUCCGAUCGCAGCAGCGCCAGCGCCAGCGCCAGCGCCCGCCGCCGCCCUCGCCGCCCGCCUGCCCACUCCCGCGGCCGCCGGGCUCUCGCGCUCCCCCGACCUGCCCUCGACCCUUCCCCUCCCCCCUCCCGGCACACUCGGGGAGCUGGGAACCAGCUGCCAUGUGAUGCGCGUCCUCUCCUCCAGCUUUCGGUGACCCCCGAACCGCCCACCGCGCCGGCCGCCGGGAGGGGGCUGCGGGCUGGGAAGACGCAGAGAAGAGGAGGCGGAAAAGGACGCAAAGUUCUCUGGCGAGGACAGGCGUGUCGAGCUGCGAAGGCUCCGGCUGACAUGAAGGAGGCUGAGCGGGAAAGGCUGCGGCUCCUUCGGCGGAGAGGGCUGUUCUGGUGAGACAGAAAAAGUCUUGCUUAAAAUGUGAGAUUGCCCCACCCAGCUUCUCCAGCAGCGCUCCAGUAAGCGGCAUUUUUCAUUCUUGCAGUGCAGCUGCCUGCUUCAGGAAGGGAGCUCUACGGGAACAAGGAGAAUCUUCAGGGACAGCCUCGCAUUGUGACAUGCCCGAUCCCUCACUUCAGGCCCUGCAGCAUGAACAAGGUGGACACUCACUGACCUGUCACAAGGCUGCCCCACAGCGCUUUGGGGUCCAUGUCUGAAUGGAUUGCUGUAGCCUUCUCAUCUCUCCCUUCGCCCAGUUCCCUGCAUCCUAAGACUCGAAGCCAGCACAGGACCUGGAAAGAUUACAUGGUCUGAACGGCAUGUCUGUGGAUGAGAAGCCUGACUCCCCCAUGUAUGUGUAUGAGUCCACAGUCCACUGCACCAACAUCCUCCUGGGCCUCAAUGACCAGCGGAAAAAGGAUAUUCUCUGUGACGUGACUCUGAUUGUGGAGAGGAAGGAGUUCCGGGCCCACCGGGCUGUGCUGGCUGCGUGCAGUGAAUACUUCUGGCAGGCGCUGGUCGGACAGACGAAAAAUGACUUGGUGGUCAGCUUGCCGGAGGAGGUCACGGCCAGGGGCUUCGGGCCGCUGCUGCAGUUCGCCUACACCGCCAAGCUGUUGCUCAGCAGGGAAAACAUCCGCGAGGUCAUCCGCUGCGCCGAGUUCCUGCGCAUGCACAACCUGGAGGACUCCUGCUUCAGCUUCCUGCAGACCCAGCUGCUGAACAGCGAGGAUGGCCUGUUCGUGUGCCGCAAGGACACGGCCUGCCCGCGCCCCCACGAAGACCAUGAGAACUCGGCGGGGGAGGAGGAAGAGGAAGAGGAGGAGGAGACGAUGGAGUCGGAGACGGCCAAGAUGGCCUGCCCCAGGGACCAGCCGCUCCCACACCCCGGCAGCUUCGAGCCCACGGCCAUCCCGGGAGCCCAGAAGGAAGAGGCUUUGCUGGCGCCCGAGGCCGACGGGCCCACGGACACCAAGGAGAGCUCCGAGAAGGACGCGUUGACGCAGUACCCGCGAUACAAGAAAUACCAGCUCGCAUGUACCAAGAAUGUCUACAAUGCAUCCUCACACAGUACCUCAGGUUUCGCAAGCACAUUCGGUGAAGACAGCUCCGGCCACAGCCUCAAGCCCGGGCUCGCCAUGGGGCAGAUCAAAAGCGAGCCGCCCAGUGAGGAGAACGAGGAGGAGAGCAUCACGCUCUGCCUGUCCGGGGACGAGCCUGACGCCAAGGACCGAGCGGGGGACGUGGAAAUGGACCGGAAGCAGCCCAGCCCCGCGCCCGCCCCUGCGCCCCCCUCGGGGGCCGCCUGCCUGGAGAGGUCCAGGACCCUGGCCUCCCCCUCCUGCCUGAGGUCUCUGUUCAGCGUAACAAAAAGUGCGGAGCUGUCUGGCCUGCCCGGCACAUCUCAGCAGCACUUUGCCAGGAGUUCCGCGUGCCCUUUCGACAAGGGCAUCACUCAGGGUGACCUUAAAACUGACUACGCCCCCUUCUCGGGGAAUUAUGGACAGGCCCACGGGGGCCAGAAGGAUGCAUCCAGCCUCCCGAUGGGGUCGCCCCUCAAGGGCCCUGGGGUGGAGGCUCUCUGUAAGCAGGAAGGAGAGCUGGACCGGAGAAGUGUCAUCUUCUCCUCGAGCGCUUGUGACCAAGUGAGCACUUCGGUGCAUUCGUAUUCUGGGGUAAGCAGUCUGGACAAAGACCUCUCUGAGCCGGUGCCAAAGGGUCUGUGGGUGGGGGCUGGCCAGUCCCUCCCCAGCUCGCAGGCCUACCCCCACGGUGGGCUGAUGGCCGACCACUUGCCAGGAAGGAUGCGGCCCAACACUAGCUGCCCGGUGCCAAUCAAGGUCUGCCCUCGCUCGCCCCCCUUGGAGACCAGGACCAGGACUUCCAGUUCGUGCUCCUCCUAUUCCUACGCGGAGGACGGGAGCGGGGGCUCGCCCUGCAGCCUCCCUCUCUGUGAGUUCUCCUCCUCACCCUGUUCCCAGGGAGCCAGAUUCCUUGCCACAGAACAUCAGGAACCAGGCCUGAUGGGAGAUGGAAUGUACAACCAAGUCCGACCCCAAAUUAAAUGUGAGCAGUCUUACGGAACCAACUCCAGUGACGAAUCCGGAUCGUUCUCGGAAGCAGACAGUGAGUCGUGUCCUGUGCAGGACAGGGGCCAGGAGGUCAAACUUCCCUUUCCUGUAGAUCAAAUCACAGAUCUCCCGAGGAACGACUUCCAGAUGAUGAUUAAGAUGCACAAGCUGACCUCAGAACAGUUAGAGUUCAUUCACGACGUCCGGCGGCGCAGCAAGAACCGCAUCGCGGCCCAGCGCUGCCGCAAGAGGAAACUGGACUGCAUUCAGAAUUUAGAAUGUGAAAUCCGCAAAUUGGUGUGCGAGAAGGAGAAGCUGCUGUCCGAGAGGAACCAGCUGAAAGCGUGCAUGGGGGAGCUGCUGGACAACUUCUCCUGCCUCUCCCAGGAAGUCUGCCGCGACAUCCAGAGCCCCGAGCAGGUCCAGGCCCUGCAUCGGUACUGCCCUGUCCUCAGACCCAUGGGUCUCCCUCCAGCCUCCAGUAUUAGCCCCGCGCCCUUGGGCGUGGAGCAGAACCUUGCCGCCCCUCCGUGCGCGGUUGGGGACACCGUGCCCUGCUGUUUGGAGCAGGGUGCCGCGCCGCCCGGGCCCCCCUGGGCCCCCAGCAACGCCUCCGAGAACUGUACUUCUGGGCGGAGGCUGGAAGGCACUGACCCAGGAACCUUCGCGGAGAGAGGGCCUCCUCUGGAACCCAGGAGCCAAACGGUGACCGUGGACUUCUGCCAGGAAAUGACUGAUAAGUGUACAACCGACGAGCAGCCCAGGAAGGAUUACACCUAGUGACGCGGCCCGCCUCCGCGUCCUCACACCUCCCCACCAGGUGGCGCUGUCCAGCUGUCGUCUGGAAGAACCGAGAAGGAAUUGGUGCACACUACAGCGGUCUCAGCAGCAAUACUUUCAGCAAGUAUUCCCUCCUCUCUCCACGCAGGAGUGAUCGUUACCUUCACAAUGGUGCUACCCCUUGCCCCGGCAAGGAAAGACAACAGUGGUGACACUGUCUGUCUGUGGGUUAAUUUCAGUCUUAACAGGGAUAGACUAUAACACCUCUAGGACCCAACCACGGAUUUUUUUCUCAGUGGCCCAUGUCACAAACCCUAUCUCAGGAAUUUCUUCUGAAUGUUCAAUUUUUUUCAUUGAAGACAGCUUCUAUACACAUCAAAGUUUUAUAGCUAGACUGUACAUAUUAUAUAUAAUAUAUAUAUGAAAUAUAUAUCUCUCCAUAUGCAAAAGUCCUGCAUGCCUCAACUUUCUCAUCCUAAAACUGGAAACUUCAUUUCUCAUUGACAGACAGGUUCCAACAUUCCUCUUCUUUUGUCUCUGAUGCUAGAACUAGUUUGGCAACUGUUAACAUGGUCUUUUUUUUUUUCUUGCUUCACAGUUCAACUUUGAUUUGUACUUAUUUAUGGACAGAAUUCGAUGUUGGAAGUCUUCAUUUUGAGGUUUUUGUUUUCAGACAGCCUUUUUCUGUUUGGUUUGGGUUUGGCACCGUCAGGUGGUGUCAUCUGAGUUGGUGGGUUUGUUGUUUGUUUCUGCAGACACUGUACAGUCAUGGUCAACUUUGCCACUUGCACUGAGUUUUGGGUCAAACCUAUUUUCUUAAAUGAAGUUGUAACUUCCGUAUAACUCGAGUAUACUGUAUAUUCUUUGCUUUUAGUUUAAAAUUAAAACACUUUAGCUCAUUAAAAAACCACUCAGGUGAUAAUUAUGUAGGGAAAAAAACAAUCUUGCCAAAUAAUGAAUUCAUCCUAGGAUGUGUCGACAAUAAUCUGCUUGAAUAUUUUUCUAUCUCACCUCCUCCCCACCUUUCCUAAGCAAAGUUGAAAUGCAGAUGGAGAGUUCGGAGUUGAUGCUGGAUGUUCAGAUUCCUAAGUGGGGAGAGAGUUUGGGCAUCUCACUCGAAAGUGCAUCGAAAUAAUAGGCAUUGACUCCUAGAUAUAAGUCAGACCUGCUUUCUCACCCGGGGAGUAAGUCCCAUUCAUUUCAGCACUUCAUCCAGCCUCGCCUGCCCAGGGAGUGUAGUGCGGCAGGACCUGCUACUUGGAAGGACUCUGGCCUCCUGGGAGAGCUCACCCGAGGGGGUGACCUGCAGCCCCAAGGCCCUGCCUCUGCGCGGCUGUCCUGGGUCAGUGCAGCUCACCCCAGAGUCGGAGAGAGCAGGUCAGACUGAGCCUAAGGUCUGUCCUGGACACAGGCGAGAGCAUUUCUUCCUCCCUUCCUUCCUUCCUUCCUUCCUUCCUUCCUUCCUUCCUUCCUUCCUUCUCCAAAUGCUUCGAGUUGAACUCUGAGGUUUUCCACCAGUCUCUUGUCCCCAGGCAGAUUUCAUUCUGAGUCUUUGGACGUGGUGUGGCCAGGAGCCCGCCCUGACCCUGCCCCCACCACACUCACACCUGCCCUCACCUGAUGAUCAUUUUCUUCUCUUGCUGCAAAACUGGUUGGCUUGCAACCCACAGAGAGCAGCUUCCCUUGGCUCUGAAGGGUUGGGGGGGGGGGGUGUGGGCCCCUGGCCACGUUUACAGAAGAGGGUGCUGAGACCCCGCCCCAGCCGCAGAGGAGGAGGAAUCAGCUCCCUCGCUCCAGCGGGCCCAGCCUGGCCAGGGGAAGAGUCCCUAAGGGUUUGAUGUGGGGAUGGGGUGGUGGGCACUGGGGACUAGAUGGUUGACUCUGUUUCUUUAUUUGUGCCAUUGUUUGGACAAUAUUAAAGCUGCAUGUAAAGGGGGAAUUAGUAUAUGAUGUAGGCGAAAGUGAAAUCAUAGCAACAUGUUUUAGUAUUAUUAACUUUUUUCUGUACAAAUAUUAGCGCUAAAUGUUGGAAUAUGUAUGAAUGCCAGAAAUAUGUUGGUUCACGCUGUAGGAUUAAAACACAAAAAAAGGCUUUUCUUUUAAACUAGCUCCACUUUUAAAACCUGCGUCUGGGUUUUCGUUUCCUCUCGUGUGUGUGUGUGUGUGUGUGUGUGUGUGUGUGUGUGUGUGUGUGGUGUGCGCAUGCUUGUCUCAUUGAGCUCUGUGCCAGAGCUGCCCCUGUCAUCGCGGUUGUUGGUAUUUCUCCGCCUAGUAGACAGGUCUUGUGCUUCACCAAGAGGUCUGCCCGCCUUUGGGGAAAGCUGGUGACAGUUCGAAUUUACAGUCAAUGUGAAUCAUGUGAUCCAUCCCAAGUCUGUGUUACGGUGGAGUCAGCCAACAGUAUUUUGUUUUUGAACUCUCUUGUUUUCCGUUUUUAAGUGACCUCCUCUUUUUCAAAAAAGGAAUGUUUUCUGCUCAGAUCAUAACCAGGCCCAAACGCCUUGUUGGCAUCAUUUAUCCUGGUAACAACUCACGUGCAACUGGUAGUCUUGACCACAUUCCGUUCACCCUCUCCCUGUGGGUCGGUCCGCACACACCUGUGCCGUGGCCGCUCCCAGUGGGAAGGGCUCUCUUUCUUUCUCUCCACCCUAACUGGAUCCACCUCCUCUUCUUGCCAGCCCCCACCUCACUUUUAUUCCUCUCUCCAACCAAACCCUUGCUGUAGGAACUGGUUAAAAACACUGCUUGAAAAACUGUCUUUCGAUUUCUUUUUAACAACUUGUUCCGAUUUUGUUCACCAUCCACCAUGAACAGUGACUAACUUUGUGCAAUGCAACAUGUCCAUGUCUGUUACUGCUCUAAAACAUGUGUUUGUCAAGAUUAUUUCCUGGUUCAUUCAAAGGGAGGACUAGCUGGGGACCAGAAUCCAAAUGGCCUCAAGUGGAACUUUUAAAACCAGCCUGUUCCUUCCCCUGGGAUCCCUUAGUGAAGCCUGUGUCUCGUAGGAAAAGGAAAAGCAAGUUAACCGUAAGGAACAGUGUUCUUUGGGGUCUUUCUUACCAAAAUAAAGGACCCUCCCACCAUGGUCUGUUUAGGAGGAUCCCUACGCCAGCCCAGUAGGGGCUGGGCUCUGAGUGUCUGGGCCUGGAAUGGGUCAGGGCAGGGACAGUGGAGGUGACGAGCUAACAGCCGCCUGAAUCUAGCCCCCCCCCCCCCCUUUGUUCUAUGUGUGUCUCCAGGCAGCCUCACUUCCUUCAGGUUGGCCAGGCUUCGGGCAGGCGAGUGCUUUGCUGUAUGUGUUUGUUUCUCUGCGUUAUCUGGGGGUGCCUUGAAUAAAUGAACUUUAUUACAUACUGAUUCUGGAACAAAACAGUUGCAAAAAAAAAAAAAAAAGGCUGGCAGUUCCUAGGCCCUCCUGCUUCUCCCUCUGGGUUCCCUGGCCAUGACUCCGGCGUCAGAGGUGAGCUGCAGCAGACGGUGUGAUUUUGUAUAGUGUACAAGUAAUUUAUUAACUGUCUUUCUGAAGGUAUGCUGCUUUGAAGAUGCACUAUGAUUUUGGAUUUAAUCCUCGUCUUGCUUUCCCAAGGAACUUUAAAAAAAGGCUGUUGAUUAGCAGGCCAACUGCCACUUCUUGAAAAGGAGGGCAGGGAGCCAAGUGAGGGCCUGCAUGGGAGGACUGCUCAAGGUCAGGUGGGCACAGUGUCGCGUUCAGUGCUAUUGCCAAGAGGUCCACACCUACACUCUCUCCUUUAAUACUUUAUGAUGGCCAUUCAAGAAGAAGAAACAAACAAAAGUGUAAAAAUGAUAAGCCGUUUAAGAAACCACCAAGUCCUGCCCUGUGAGCUGAUCCACUGUGGGGCAGCGUAAUCCUCUGAACACAAGCAGAAGCCUGCCAGGCUCUCUCAAAGCCCUCCUUGGUUCCCUAGGUCUAUACAUCACACCCCAUUCAAGCUGGGAGCUGCAUAGGAAAGGACUUCAAACCGCUCCACUGUCGCUUCGUGUGGAGGAGUCAGAUCUAGAAGGAAGCAAGAAUCAAGUUUUUUCCUCAUCACUGUAAAUAGACUAAAGAACAUAGCGUGUGUGUGUGUGUGUUUAAAGAAUAAAGCUGUUCACUGGAUCAUGAGUUAGUGUUUCUUGCCCAAAUAGAGGAUUUUGUUGUAGGUUCCGUUUCUGGCAGGUCAGUCCACAGCGCAGGGCCCUGGGUGGCCGUGGGGAGGCAUUCUGUGUUCAAGCUGUGUGUUUCUAACACUGCCCAAGCCAUCUCAUGACCCAAGCAUCGAAGAUGGAUGCUGCAGAGUAGAAAAUAUUUGCACACAAAUAUGUGCAAAUAGUACUUGUACAUAGAAAAUAACUAUUGUGGCAGAUUAAGGAUAAAUUAUUCAACUGACGGUGCAAAAACAUUUCUUGCAAAGAAAAGUUAAAUGUAUAGUAUUUUCCUACACUCCACCCUGGGAGGUAAUAUUUAUAUCAAAUGGCUAUCGGUGUGUUUUCAUUGUGGAGAUGAUUUCAUGGCGUGGUGUGGUGUGCGCAUUUCAGUAUCAAGCAAUGGACAGACAGCUCUGACUCUCACGUUCAUUCCAGGUUAUUGACCUCAGAGGAAACCAUGGCCCUCCUUAGAAGCAGAAGUGCACCCAGGCCAUUCAUUUCAGGUAGACUGGCAUUCAGUGCCAAAUGCUCCCGUGUAUCAGGAAAGGGGAAAGGACUUGGACACAGUGGGGUUUUCCUACAGACUGAUGCUUAGUCUUCUACCGAAACAUGUCUGGAGGCAGAGGGGUGACCUCCGCUCGAGUCCCCACAGUGCACUUUGCAUAUGUGAAUGCUGGGGUGCCCAUGCACGCUGGGACGUAGACCUGCCACUUCCAGCGAGUAAUCAGGAAGAUUCCAGAUGCACUUGGGAGCUUUGGGUGCUGGUUAGACACCGUGAGCCAUUCCGGGCAAGCACCCACCUUUGCUUGGGAGGCCAAGAGGGACUGUGAGAAUUUGUUCCAGAACCAGUCGGAUGCAAGUGCACCUCUAAUACAUGCCUUACAAACUCCAGAGGCCAUAUUCAAAACAGGGUCUUCUCAGUGUAUGCAAGGGGCCACAGCCCCGCCUCUCCUCCUCCCCAGGUCGAACAAUACGGACAGAUUUCACACAUAUCUACCUGUAUAACCCUCUGUACCUCUCAUAACUGGUCAACGACUGUAACAGGUUACAUCAGGUGUUUUUCUACAUACUUUUUACACAGAUUCUAUGCGAUUAAUGUAACUUAAUUCAGUGCAUCAGUUUAUUAUACUAGUUCUUAGGCUUGUCUUUUACUUUCUAAGUGAUUGUGGUUUUUCUUGUGGUUUUUAUUGUAAAGAUGAAAACAGCUGUUGAUGCUUAUUCUCUGUAACUAAGAAUUUUUACCUUUUUUGGGGGGGAAAGCGUUGCUAUGAACUAAUGAAUUGAAACUUCAUUUACUCAUUGUAAAUACACUAUUGUGCAAAAAAAAUUCAAUUGAAUUGCUAGUGUUAACUAAAUUUUGUCUAGACACCAUUUCUGUUGAUGAAAUAAAGACACAUCAUUAUGCAUUGUAA